UACGGUGAAGAUGAAUUAUUAGAGCGUUGAAGUUUAUCUUCUAUAAUUAAAUGAUGCUAGGAUUCUGGAAUCCUGCCAUACUUGGAUUAAACUUUCACACGAGCCACACACACACACACACACAUUUGGAGGCAGAGUGCUGCAUGUAUUAAGUGACAAAGCGUACACGUGAUUCCGAGUUUGCACCAAUGCCUGAGGAAGUCGGAGAGAUGUCCUUGGUGUGGAAUCGUAUGAGGAAAGCUGUUAGUGGAAGUGUGUUGUGCCCCUUCUCCUGCGCUCCGACAGUAAGGUCCCCCGCUUUGUCCCCGCUGUCUUUCUGACUCGGAGCCCAGCCCAAGCCGGCUCCCUGCCAGUCUCCAGCUCCCCGCUCCUGACGUUUGCCUCUUCAUCGUUCUCGGGUUUUUUAAAUCAUUCCUCGGCAGCUUGUCUGUGAGGGAAGGCUGGUGGAUGGCGCGCCUGCCGACUCCAAGGAGUCAGAGGGGAGAGGGAAAGCGAAGGGAGCUGCAGGGGGCGCGGCUCGGCUUGGCAGUGCGCUCCGGCGGAGCACCGACCCGACCAGGAGCAAGCUCACGUUAGCACCUCGCAAGAUGUAUCCCAAUGAUUCUGCCAGGCAUCUGGCCAUUCUAGAUACUGCCAUGGAUGCUGCCAAUUUUACUUGGAAUGGGACUUCAAGCGAUACCCAGUGCAGUGCCAUCCUUAUCUCCUUCAUCUAUUCAGUGGUCUGUUUUGUGGGACUCUGUGGGAACUCCUUGGUUAUAUAUGUGAUCCUCAGAUAUGCCAAAAUGAAGACAGCCACGAAUAUAUACAUCUUGAACUUGGCCAUCGCCGAUGAGUUGCUUAUGCUCAGCGUGCCCUUCCUGGUGACCUCGACCUUGCUCGGGCACUGGCCUUUUGGUUCUUUGCUCUGUCGCCUGGUCCUCAGCGUGGAUGCCAUCAAUAUGUUCACCAGCAUCUACUGCCUGACUGUCCUCAGUAUGGACAGGUACAUUGCGGUGGUGCACCCUAUCAAAGCUGCCAGUUACAGAAGACCCACCAUAGCCAAGCUGGUCAACCUGGCAGUCUGGCUGCUCUCAAUCAUGGUCAUCGUGCCCAUCAUUAUCUUUGCAGGCACAGCCAGCAACUCGGAUGGCUCGGUUUCCUGCAAUAUACAGAUGCCGAAACCUACCAAGCGGUGGCUAGCCGGCUUCGUGGUCUACGCGUUUUUAAUGGGCUUCCUCAUCCCGGUGGUGGCUAUCUGCCUGUGCUACAUCCUCAUCAUUGUCAAGCUGAGAGUGGUGGCUCUGAAAGCAGGCUGGCAGCAGCGCAAAAAGUCCGAGAGGAAAAUCACCUUGAUGGUGAUGAUGGUGGUGACGGUGUUUGUGAUGUGCUGGAUGCCCUUUUACAUUGUGCAGCUGGUCAAUGUCUUUGUGGACCAGCAGGAGCCCACCGUCAGUCAGCUCGCCGUCAUCCUGGGCUACGCCAACAGUUGCGCCAACCCCAUCCUCUACGGCUUCCUGUCGGACAACUUCAAGAGAUCGUUCCAGAGGAUCUUGUGCCUGCGCUGGAUGGACAGUGUUGCAGAGGAGCCCAUAGAUUACUAUGCCACAGCUCUCAAGAGCAGAGCGUACAGUGUGGAAGACUUUCAACAGGACCCGUUGGAAUCCAAUAGCAUGUACCGCAAUGGUACCUGUGCCUCCCGGACCACCACCCUGUGAGUCAGCACAAGGAAGGCAGUUGUACGGCAAACCAAAACAAUCCCAU
Chiloscyllium plagiosum (whitespotted bambooshark) is the source of this 1740-nucleotide messenger RNA. RefSeq names its product somatostatin receptor 1a (gene sstr1a). Gene Ontology annotation, biological process: cellular response to estradiol stimulus; neuropeptide signaling pathway. Gene Ontology annotation, molecular function: somatostatin receptor activity; neuropeptide binding. NCBI's taxonomy places the organism in Eukaryota, Metazoa, Chordata, Chondrichthyes, Orectolobiformes, Hemiscylliidae. Gene Ontology annotation, cellular component: plasma membrane; neuron projection. The record is from RefSeq and is a predicted model, not a curated record.